GGUACGUUGAUGAUGAAGCGCUGUCAACACAGCCAGGCAAGUGUCAAGAGGAACAGGUGUGGAGGCCCAGAGCUGCAGCACUGUAGGGGCGUGAUACCAGCCGCCCUUGACGUGUGAGAUGCAUAGUAACCUUACACCACUCACGAGGAGCUGUCACAGGGAGGCAAAAUGAGGAGCUGUGUGAGAAACACAGCAGGGUGGCACAGUUGGCCAGACACAGCGAGGAUGGGGGGAGAGGAGCAGGUUUACCUGAGUGUGGUGCGGCAGGAUAUCGUGAAGUAUGACAUGAUGGUGAAGAGCCUCGUCCAGGAGAUCCGUGAGCUUGAUGGAUCCCAGGCUGAGUUGGAUGACAUUGGUUCAUUGGUUCGCUCACGCAUCGCUCAACUACGGGAACAGAUUGAGGAACUGAAAAGGCUGGCUCAGGAGGAGGACAACGAGGAUGAGAGGCAGCAGCUGGCCGAGGAGGCAACGAGGAGUGAGAAGAUGCUGCAGGACGACCACCAGGCCUUCCGCAAUGCAUUGUUGGUGGCUCAGCUCACCAUCAACCAGAGGAGUAAAGAUGAGCUGCUGGCAAGGAGGCCUGUGGAGGGUGAGGGCGAGGGUGAGAGCAGCGUGCGGCAGAGGGAGCGCAGGACACGGGAGCUGCUGUUGAGGGACUCGUCGAGACUGAGUGAUGACCUGCUCACUGUGACCAGACUCAUCCAGGACAAUGUACAGAAGAGCAGACAGACUGUGGAUACACUAGUGGAGGGAUCACAGAACCUGACUAGCACCCAUGAGGAACUGAAGACAAUGGGCUCUGUCAUCAGUCAGGCACGGAAAAUCCUGAACAAGUAUGGGCGUCGGGAGAACACAGACAAGCUGCUCAUCUUUCUGGGCCUGGUUUUCUUCCUUGCGUCGUGUCUGGUGGUGGUGCGGAACAGGUUCAUUUUCUGAGGUGUGGGAGCAGCAGCAGCUUCAGUGAAGUAUGAAAACACAGGAAUAGUUUUAUACAGGUACUCUUUCAGUUAUUAUUUGUUUGGAAAAUAAAAUGGAAUGGAAUUAGUAUAAAAGGCUGGGAUUGACCUUAUAUUUAUAAAAGUAAAUGCUGAAUUAAUUUACAAUCUUGAGUUAGUUAUAAUUUAGUCUAGAUUGAAUCUAAGACAUAUAGCUUAGUACAAUCUAUUUGUUCAUAAAUAUAAAUGUGCAUAUAUACAAUAUCAUGCAACCAAAAUAAAAAAUUUACUAUUGCCA
Scylla paramamosain (green mud crab) is the source of this 1233-nucleotide messenger RNA. RefSeq names its product vesicle transport protein SEC20-like (gene Sec20). Gene Ontology annotation, cellular component: endoplasmic reticulum; SNARE complex. The record is from RefSeq and is a predicted model, not a curated record. Gene Ontology annotation, biological process: retrograde vesicle-mediated transport, Golgi to endoplasmic reticulum. Lineage: Eukaryota; Metazoa; Arthropoda; Malacostraca; Decapoda; Portunidae. Gene Ontology annotation, molecular function: SNAP receptor activity. The transcript is spliced from 7 exons. The coding region runs from base 169 to 936 and encodes 255 amino acids.